This is a messenger RNA of Eleginops maclovinus (Patagonian blennie), 4172 nucleotides long. Its product is annotated as volume-regulated anion channel subunit LRRC8C. The transcript is spliced from 2 exons. Gene Ontology annotation, molecular function: protein binding. The record is from RefSeq and is a predicted model, not a curated record. NCBI's taxonomy places the organism in Eukaryota, Metazoa, Chordata, Actinopteri, Perciformes, Eleginopidae. The coding region runs from base 730 to 3162 and encodes 810 amino acids.
ACAAAAUAUAUUUUUUUACGGAAGUGUAUUUUCUUAUACUUUAGAGAUAAAACGGAAACUUCUUUGAACGUUAAUGGGCGGUAAGUUAGGAACAUGUCACUACAAUUGUGUGUAGUUUCGCAACAUUGACGACAAGUGUUGGUCAUGAAAUAAUUUUGACACGCUUUUUUAAAUGUUCAAAUAACGAGUAAAUCCUGAAAUCUAGUGUGGCGUCGCUUCCUACAAGGGUUUGUCUAGACCUAUUUGUUUAUAGAUGACGGUGUCAAGUGUCACAUUUCAUCAGAAGUGAAAUAGGCUAAUUCAUAAUUUUGAAUUUAAGUUUAAUAGUAUUAUUUCAGCUGAUGAGCAUGUGUUGGUUUUUCUUUUUAAAAAUCUGUAGAAAUUGUCAUUUCCAGGGGGAAAAGGACCUCUUCCCUUUCCUGAUAGUGUUUCUGUUGUUCUGUUCAAAGUAGUUUAUCCACUUUCAAUCCACCGACAAUGAAAGGUGCAGACUACAUAUUCAUCCAUUCAUUCAAGGCCAUGAAUACCUAAAGCAUAUAGCCACCCUCUGUAUGAUGAAACCAAAUAUUAUUUUAUUCUGUAUUCGUACAUCAUGUGUCUUUUUUUGUCACAUCACUUUUAAAGCCUUUGACAAGAUGUUCUUCAGAGACUGAACUGUGUGGAAAGCCAACGUUAGUCUCAGUGUUCACAUUCACUAUAUUCUUUCCCCAGUGAGGAGCAGCUGCCAGGAUGAUCCCAGUGGGUGAAUUCAAAAACUUUGGUGUAGAGCAGAACUCUAAGUAUCGUGUCCUGAAGCCGUGGUGGGAUGUUUUCUCAGAGUACCUGUGCGUUGCUAUGCUUAUGCUUGGAGUCUUUGGGUGCACCUUGCAGCUCACUCAAGACAAGAUUGCAUGCCUGCCCAGCCACUUCACCAGCCCCACGCCUGAAGCCAUUGACUGCAGCCACAUCCGGAGCUACAGGGAAAAUGAGACGUCCAUGCAGACGUUAGUCAAUCCUGCAAAGCCCAUCAUCACAGAAGUGUCCGGUCGCAAAAACAACCUGGACAUUCACCAGUAUGUGUUUGUCAACCACUACUGCUACGAGAGGUUUGUCCACUGGUAUGCAAAGUACUUCCCGUACCUCGUUGUGAUCCACACCAUGAUCUUCAUGGUAGCAAGCAGCUUCUGGUUCAAGUUCCCUGGGACAUCUUCCAAGAUUGAAAUCUUUGUUACAAUCCUUGGGAAGUGCUUUGACUCUCCCUGGACCACGCGGGCCCUGAGUGAGGUUUCUGAGGAAAGAGGAGAGGAGAAACUGGUCAAUUGGAGAAGGAACACCAUGUCAAAAGAUCCCCCAGAACGACGAGCAGAUGAAGAAGAGACUGUGGUGCUUCUUCGCUCCUCCUCUGUCAAGUCGAAUCCAGAAAAGAAAAGCAUGGAGCCCCAGUCGGCCGCCUCUGUCUUGGAUAAGAAGGAAGGCGAGCAGGCCAAAGCUUUGUUUGAAAAGGUGAAGAAGUUCAGGACUCAUGUAGAGGAAGCAGACAUCUUGUAUGUCAUGUAUGUGCUACAAACGUCCCUGAAAGUCUUCAAGUUUCUUAUAAUCAUCAUCUACACUGCAGUGCUGGUACCAAACAUUGAGAUUGUAGUGCGCUGUUUUGUUCCUCCUGAGCUGACUGGGUUUGAUAUCUUUUGCUGUAACCACAACAAAGCCCAUCUUUUCUCCAAGCUUGCUUACUGCUAUAUCUGCUUUGUGGGCGUGUUUGGACUUCUCUGCAUCUACACCCUUUACUGGCAGUUUCACAGACCUCUGAAGGAGUACUCCUUUGAGCAGGUCCGCCUAGAGACGGGCAUUAACGACAUACCGGACGUGAAGAAUGACUUUGCAUUCCUCCUGCACCUUGUGGACCAAUAUGAUGCUCUGUACUCUAAAAGAUUUGCCGUCUUUCUCUCUGAGGUCAGUGAGAGCCAUCUUUAUCAGUUAAACCUCAACUACGAGUGGACCGCUAAAAAGCUGCGUUCACGCCUCACCAGGAACGCCAAAAACCAGUUGGAGCUCCACCUGUUAAUGUUGCCGGGGCUCCCCGACACAGUCUUUGAGAUUACCGAAGUGGAAUCACUCAAGUUGGAACAGGUUAAAAACGUCACCAUCCCAGCUAGUGUGGCAAAGCUUGAAUCUCUGCGGGAGUUAUCCCUGAUCUUCUGCCCUGCAAAGCUCCAGCUGCCAGCCCUUAACCACUUCAAGGCACAUUUAAAGGUCCUGUGUCUGGAUUUUGAAAGUUUAGAGGAUAUUCCUAUGUGGAUGUACACUCUACAGAGCUUGGAGGAGUUACAUUUGAAUGGUCCUUUAACCAAUGAUGUGUCCAAAAGUGCCUCUUUGGAUUCCCUCCGAGAGCUUAGAGCGCUGAGAGUCCUCGCUCUCCGCUCAAACCUCACAAAGAUCCCUCCCAGCAUAGUGGAUGUUGCAUUGCAGCUGCAGCAUUUGUGCAUCCACAACGAAGGUGCAAAGCUCCAAGCCUUUAGCAGCCUGAAGAAAUUAACCAACAUAGUCUCGCUGGAGUUAGUGGGCUGCGAGUUGGAGCGCAUCCCAAGUGCUGUCUUCAGUUUGAACAAUCUGCAGGAGUUGGACCUGAAGGAAAACAAACUUUCAACUGUGGAGGAGAUUUUGAGCUUGCAGCACUGCCGCCGUCUAGUGACACUAAAACUGUGGCACAAUAAAAUUGCUUACAUCCCUGACCAUAUCAGUAAGCUGCACACCCUGGAGAUGCUAGACGUCAGCUGGAACAAGAUUCCAAAGCUUCCCUCUCGGCUGUUUUACUGCACCAAAAUCAGGCACCUCGAUGUCUCCCACAACCAGCUCACCUCACUUCCUCCUGAAGUGGGCAUCCUGCAGGGCCUCCAGUACUUCUCUGCUGCCUUUAACUCUUUAGAGAUGCUGCCAGAUGAGCUGUUCUCCUGCAAAAGACUAAAGACAUUGGCUCUUGGAAACAACUGCCUGUCGUAUCUCAGCUCCAGAGUUUCCAGCCUGGUCCAGCUGGUACGGCUGGAGAUUAAAGGGAACCGUCUGGAGUCUCUACCUGUGGAGAUAGGGGAGUGUCCCCUGCUGAGUCUCAGUGGACUGAUAGCGGAGGACAACCUGCUGGAUCUGAUGCCUGCAGAUGUGCGGAGCAGGUUGACUUCUUCUAGCUGAGUUUGUGGCUAAAUGAUGCCACGGACUUGUCUUUUCUCAGUGUAGUAUGGUGGGCUGACUUGCUUUCAGAAAAGGGACUUUUAAUCCAUGCCACUGGAUGGUGGAAUUUCUCCUAAAAUAGCAUGAAAAGGGAAACCAAAACUGACUACUAGGAUACCCAAACACUGGAAAACGUAUUUAUAAUAACUGUUAUCAUGACAUGGGUGUUCAAAUCUGUGUCAAUGAUCGAAAAAUCUUACUUAAAGUUUUACUAUGCAUUUUUUAAAUGAAUAUUUUACUAAGUUUAUGUGACCUGUUAAUACCUUACUUACUUGGAUGUUUUAUGUUGCUUGUUUUAUUAGUGUGUAUACACAGUGAUAAUAACAGACAUAUUUUAAAUUCAGGGACAGUUUGCUAAUACUGUGGACAAGACAAGUAUUCAACAACGAGAAAGGCUUGACCUUCAACUUGUUCUACACCAGCGUUUCCAGUGUUUACUGAAUAUUUUGUAGAUUCUUUAGAGCUCAACUCAAGGGAUAGCUAACCACGCUGUAUCCUGUUGGACAGGUUUCUACAGCCCUGAAAAGUUUUUCCCACAGUGCACUGGCUCAUGUUGCUCCCUUUUAGGCACUUGACGGUGGAAGGAGAAAAAGCCUUUCAGCAGAAUAAAAGGUAUUAAUUUCACUGUUUAUAUAUUCACAUGGGAUUAUGAAUCAGAAGUCUGUGUGAAACUUAUUAUGCAUAAGGUCAUAUAAUAAUGAACAAAGAGGCGAUGAAACCACUGCAGUUUAAAAUGCAUUUUGUACGAGUAUUAUAUUGUCCUUGGUUAUGGGUGAUACGUUGAACAAAAUACAUUCUUCCUUAUUUUUCACUCUUUAUUUUUUACUUGCUUUUUUAGCCCAAUUAGACGUUUACAGUAAAAUAUUGGAAAAUAUUUCUUGUUGAUCUAAUUGCGUAUUUCGCACAUCAUACUGUGGGGCAAACAAUUUGAAGAACACACUGAAACAGGAAAAUAAAAUGCAUUAAAAGUC